AUGGGUUACUUGGAACUAAGCAACGUCUCGGAACUACUAACAAACGAGGUGUUAGAUAAGAUCUUUAAAUUGAAGACGAAUAGCCAAGACCAUGUUGUUAAAAGCCAAGUUUCCAGAGUUGGACCCGCUGGCGAGGGUCUACUCAGCGCCGUCUAUCGUAUCUGCGUCACCGGCGAGAAGUACAGCACCAGUUAUGUAGCAAAGGGACUGGUAAACGAUCUGCUGCUCCGAAGAACUCUUAACUGCACUAUGUUUUUCCAUAGAGAGGUCAUGUUCUUCUCAAAGAUACUGCCUCUAUUCACCGAAUUCCAAAGAUCCUUGAACGCGAAGGAGAGCCUACAAAAGUAUAUCCCAUUUUGUUAUCAUUACCAUUGCGAUGGUCAAGCCGACUACCUAAUUCUCGAAGAUCUAUCAGAGAAUGGAUAUUGUCCUAUAUCUCAUUCACCGUCAGAUACGGAAAGAGAAGGGAUACUAAAAGUUAUAGCUCUUCUCCAUGCUGUAUCUAUGGCAAUGCGCUUGAAGAAUCCAGAACUAUUUUUCAAACUAGCAAAUGAAUUUCCCGAAUGUUACUUUAACGAGAGAAGGAGAGCUUGGUAUUGCAAGUGGCUCCGAAAAGCCGUGGAAGUUGAUAAAGAAGUGGUGUGCGAAUAUGAAGACAAAAUUGAUAAAGUCUAUUACGAAAAGUUUAUGAAUCUCAUCAACAGUGAUACCUUUAAACAGCAAAUGGAGAUUUCGAAUACAUGGGGUGAUCACACUGUGUUUAACCACGGUGACUGCUGGUAUGCUAACUUUCUGGGCUCCAGCCAAGGUGUCGUUGGCAUCGACUUUCAGCUCUUCAGAUUCGCAUCACCGGCUACCGAUUUAACUUUCUUUCUAAUGGGCUGUUGUGAUUCCCCUCAUAAAGAAGAUUUUACUAAAUCACUGGAUGUUUACUACUCGUAUUUCCGGCAUUUUAUGGACGAUAUGAAUAUUGAUGCACAAAAAGUGUUUCCUAGGCACACUUUAGAUGCUGAAUUAAAGAAAUAUGGAAAGUUUGGCUUCCUAUCGGCAUUGACAUCCUUACCGUUAAUAGUCAGUGAAAAAUGUGAUGUGAUGCAGUCGUUCGAAACUAAGUUUAGUGACAAAGAUAUUAUACCUUUGGAGGAUAUAUGGAUUUUGACGCCGUUCAAAACCGAGAAACAAAAAUUAAAAUUAAUUAAUGCACUGCGAGUUUCUGUAGAUUUAGGUUUUAUAUAA
Leptosia nina is the source of this 1236-nucleotide messenger RNA. The record is from the annotation of a GenBank genome assembly. NCBI's taxonomy places the organism in Eukaryota, Metazoa, Arthropoda, Insecta, Lepidoptera, Pieridae.